Molecule: messenger RNA, 1532 nt
Organism: Amaranthus tricolor (Joseph's coat)
Lineage: Eukaryota; Viridiplantae; Streptophyta; Magnoliopsida; Caryophyllales; Amaranthaceae
Product: DNA-damage-repair/toleration protein DRT111, chloroplastic
Exons: 2
Coding region: 152-1285 (377 amino acids)
Biological process (GO): mRNA cis splicing, via spliceosome
Cellular component (GO): precatalytic spliceosome
Molecular function (GO): RNA binding
Source: RefSeq, a predicted model, not a curated record
CUUGAGUCUACGUGUUGAAAUCCCUAAAACCUAAUCGUCAAUUCAUGAAUUAAAUCCCUAAUUUACACAGCAAAAUCAUUUCAUCCCUUUCCAAUUUCACUUCAAUUUCAAUUAAAGAACUAGGGUCCCCAAAUCACUAAUCAAACCGAAGAUGCUGGGUGGUUUAUACGGGGAUCUUCCCCCGCCAUCAUCAACCACCGAGGAAGAGAAAUCCGGCAAUCCAUCAACCACCGUAGUAUGGUCAAGUAGUGCAAAAAUGGCUCCUCCUACUCUUCGUAAGCCAGCAUUCACCCCACCACCUUCAGUAAUCCGAUCUCAAGCACUCCUAAACAAACCCAAACCACCUUCUAAAACCCUACCCACUAUACCCAUGGAGGAUCCGAAACCUCAAGUUAUGCAACCGGCAUUAGUGGGGGUGACGUCGACGGUUGUGGAAGAGUAUGACCCGGCUAGACCCAAUGACUACGAGGAGUAUAAGAGAGAGAAGAAGAGGAAGGCGAGGGAAGCGGAGGUGAAGAGGGAGUUGGAGAGACGGCAGCAGGAAGAGGAGGAGAGAGAAAGGGAGAGGAAAGAAAAGGAGAAGGAUAGGGAGAAGGAGAGAGAUGAAAGGAUUUCUGGGGAAGAAGCUUGGAGACGGCGGGCUGCUAUGAGUGGAGGGGUUCCGCCUCGGUCACCGUCUCCUCCUGGUGGUAAUGGAGAUGGGUUUGCUAUUGGGAAGUCGGAUACGGUUGGGUUAGGAUUGGGGGCUGGAGGACAUAUGACAGCUGCACAGAGAAUGAUGGCCAAAAUGGGGUGGAAAGCAGGGCAGGGAUUGGGAAAGUUGGAGCAAGGGAUUACUACUCCAUUGAUGGCUAAGAAGACGGAUCGAAGAGCUGGGGUUAUUGUUAAUGCUAGCGAGACGAAACAGCAGCAGCAACAACAACAAGAGAAGAAGGUGAAGGGUGUUAAUAUUAAUGGGCCUCCGACCCGUGUUUUGCUUCUCAGAAACAUGGUUGGUCCGGGUGAAGUAGACGAUGAACUAGAAGAAGAAGUUGGAUCCGAGUGUGCAAAAUACGGAACUGUGACUCGGGUUCUUAUCUUUGAAAUCACAGAGCCCAACUUCCCUUCAAAUGAAGCCGUGAGAAUCUUUGUGCAGUUUGAGAGGCCCGAGGAGACAACCAAGGCACUAGUUGACCUUGGUGGUAGAUUCUUCGGAGGUAGGGUCGUUCAGGCAACGUUUUACGACGAAGAGAGGUUCAGCAAAAAUGAAUUGGCUCCUUUGCCCGGAGAGGUGCCCGGCUUUUAAAAUUCCGCUGUUGUAACUAGUUAUCUUUGUAUACGCUCGCCCAGAAAACGCAUAAGAUUUUCUUCAAUUGUAUCAUUAGUGAGUUGGCUUCUUUUUCUGUGUAGAAAUUAGUUUACUUCUUUUGUUAGCUACUGGAAAUUUGAAGGGCUUGAGCUCUUACAACUAGUCGACAAACUCCGGCAGUCCUUUUACGAUGAAGGGACCGUUUGGCCCGUGAGAAUGAAAACUAAGAGACUCUUAAGUGAUA